Lotus japonicus is the source of this 825-nucleotide messenger RNA. RefSeq lists its product as uncharacterized. The record is from RefSeq and is a predicted model, not a curated record. Lineage: Eukaryota; Viridiplantae; Streptophyta; Magnoliopsida; Fabales; Fabaceae. The coding region runs from base 1 to 825 and encodes 274 amino acids. The transcript is spliced from 6 exons.
AUGUACACUUACAGAUUAGCUAACAGAGCUAAGGAGGAUCAUCAAAGCGGGUGUGAUUCAGAAGGCAGUGUGUGCUUUGGUGUCAAGCGUAUACCACUCCUUGAGGUUUUGUAUUUGGAAAGUGGAUGUGCUAGCAACUUCAAGGUGUUUGAUGAUGUUUCUUCUCUAUCACGAGCUAAGGAGACAUGGAGAAUCUUAGUGAAGGUUAUAAGGGCAUGGAAAGGUCAGAGAUUAAGUGGUAGCAUGUUAGCAUUCACUCUCGAGGUUGUUCUCAUGGACAAUAAGGAAUUUCACCUCAAGACAUCAGAGAGGGCCAUGCACACACAUGCUUCUUCAUCAUCGACACUUCAAUGCGAUGGUUCUCAUAAGGUCUGGGCCCCUGGUUUCUAUGCAGCGUUUCUCAACAAGAAUAAGGUCUCUACAAAAGGACGUGUAUUCUUUGAUGAAUCCGGCAUUAAAGUAUCAAUUAGCAGUGAUGCAGCUGCAGGACCCAAAACUGCAGCAACAGAAGCAUAUUCGCUAUUGAUACUAAAGAAAUUUUUGGAGGUUAUUCUGUAUCUCCCAACUAUGAAUAGGAGGCUCUCUAAUUUUUUGAGCAUGUUAUCAACAAAGCAACCAAGUUGUCUGCAGUUAUACAUGUAUAGUUUUGUAGACAUAAUUAUAUCCGUUGUUUCAGUGGAAUUGUUUGCGGAGGCACAACGUAGUGUUGGACAUGAUGUGAGGGCAUGCAAUUUUGUGUCCUCACCCCAUGUUGACCACCUUAUAAAUGAUCCAAAAUUGUAUACUUCUCAGAUAAGUAAAUUUCUAGAGGAGUGUGUUCAAUAA